GUCAUUGCUUCAGAAGCAGACGAUGUGUGUGAAUUUACACCGAAAACAGAAAAUGCAAAUUCAUCAGUCUUGAAUUGGAAUUCCGCCCCUUCAAAAGCAAAAACCGAUAACAAUUUGGAGAGUCUGAAAAGAUCAAUUUUUUUGACAGCUCUGAUAGAUAAAGUUUGCCAUUAGGCUUCUAUGCUUUCUUCAGUACAGUCUUUGAGGAUGACAACAACUGGUGCUAGGUGGGCAGCAUGUGCCCUUGAAGCUUGCAAGGCUGGGGCAGAAUCUGAUUCUCGUUUUGAUGGUGUGGUGUUGGUUUCAGAUUCUCUGAACAAUACUUCAAGCCAUGCUGAGCAUUUGCUGCAACAAAGCAAAGUUGAUGCUGCGUUUGAAGAGGAAGGUGGUGUAGUUGCCACUUCUCAUUCCACUGGCAGGACUGUUUAUGCCCCUACUGGUGCUCUCAAUAAAGAUUUCAGUGAUGUAAGAAGCUAUGGAGAAGCUGCUGAAAAGGGAGUAAAGAGAGCUCUGGCGGCUGGAAUCAAGCGACCUUUGCUCUCGCUGCUCCCUGUUUCAAACAAUCCAUUGUACAAACACGGAAAUCUAGUCAGCGUACUUGGAGCUCUGCAGGCAUUAUAUGUGCCGUUGGAAAUUCGAGAAUGCAUUCCUGCGAAAGCAAAUAAAGCCGAAAUUCUUGGUUUGGACUGUCCGGCUGCAGAGUCAGUUCGUAAGCUUGCCUUGGCAUUGGAGAGCGGAAGAAUUGCUGGAAGGGAUAUUGGUGGAUCCGAUCCUGAAAGAAUGGCCGCUCCCCGAGUGGAAGAAUACGUCAGAGAGCUCUUCCAAGGAAGUUCAAUCAGCGUAGAAGUGGUGUCUGACGUUAAAACUAUCGAAAAGGAAUAUCCGCUUUUUGCAGCCGUUAAUCGAUGCGCCAACGAUGUUGAUCGACAUGCUGGUCGAGUGAUUUAUCUUCGCUACAAAGGAUCGGGACCUAUCGAAAAGACCAUUUAUUUGGUUGGUAAGGGCGUGACAUACGAUACUGGUGGCUGUGAUAUCAAGGCUGGAGGUAUAAUGGCGGGUAUGCAUCGUGAUAAAUGCGGUUCGGCCGCAGUCGCAGCGUUCAUGAAAGUCGUCGAUGAGUUGAAACCAGCCAACGUUGAAGUUGUUGGAGCAAUGGCCAUGGUACGCAACAGUGUUGGAUCAAAUGCCUACGUUUCCGAUGAGAUUAUCACUUCUCGAGCCGGUAUCCGCGUCCGUGUAGGAAACACUGAUGCCGAAGGAAGAAUGGCCAUGGCCGAUGUUUUGUCCAAGUUGAAAGAUGAAGCCGUGAAGGCCAUUAACCCACAGCUUAUGACAAUUGCAACGCUCACUGGACAUGCCUAUUUGACGGUGGGUGAACCGUAUUCUAUCAUCAUGGAUAACGGACCUGCUGCUCGUCAGCAAGUCUCACAGAAAGUCCAGGAAGCUGGAAUCCUUUUAGGCGAUAUGUUUGAAAUCUCAACCAUUCGCAAAGAGGACUAUGCAUUCGUUAAGGGCAAAUCGGAGUAUGAAGAUAUUUUGCAGUGCAACAACUUGCCGUCGUCUCGCACUCCACGUGGUCACCAAUCCCCAGCCGCAUUCCUUAUUAUGACAUCAGGGCUAAACAAGCACGGUAUCGAUGGAGCUGUGCCUAUUCCGUAUUCGCACUUGGAUAUUGCAGGAUCGUCUGGACCAUUCCCUGGAAUUCCGUCCGCCGCUCCUGUUCUAGCCCUCGCGCGUUAUUACCUACCACAGUUUUUCCAAUGAAUUCAUUAGGAUAUUACUUUGGUUUAGUUUAAUUUUUUUCCCUUAAUUUUUUACUCGGAUUCAAUCGAGUCACACUUGUUGUAGUCAAGUAUUUUUUUUAAUGGGAAUGUUGAGGGGUAUAAACGAAGAGAUUGAAGUAG
Messenger RNA from Daphnia pulicaria, 1904 nucleotides. RefSeq names its product putative aminopeptidase W07G4.4 (gene Dip-B). Bases 181 to 1764 code for a protein of 527 amino acids. The transcript is spliced from 12 exons. Gene Ontology annotation, biological process: proteolysis. Gene Ontology annotation, cellular component: cytoplasm. The record is from RefSeq and is a predicted model, not a curated record. Gene Ontology annotation, molecular function: manganese ion binding; metalloaminopeptidase activity. NCBI's taxonomy places the organism in Eukaryota, Metazoa, Arthropoda, Branchiopoda, Diplostraca, Daphniidae.